Carassius auratus (goldfish) is the source of this 3004-nucleotide messenger RNA. RefSeq names its product tumor necrosis factor ligand superfamily member 13-like. Lineage: Eukaryota; Metazoa; Chordata; Actinopteri; Cypriniformes; Cyprinidae. Bases 313 to 1065 code for a protein of 250 amino acids. The record is from RefSeq and is a predicted model, not a curated record. Gene Ontology annotation, biological process: immune response; positive regulation of B cell proliferation. Gene Ontology annotation, cellular component: membrane. The transcript is spliced from 6 exons. Gene Ontology annotation, molecular function: receptor ligand activity; tumor necrosis factor receptor binding.
UUAGGUUUAGUCACUGAUCAACGUGUCUAUAAAUCUUUAACAAUCGCCAUAGUAAAGCUAAUGGAAUUCCAUUUAUUAUUUCUUCAGAAUCCCGGUAAAUCCACUUGGAUCUCAUCUGAGAUUAUGGUUGGCUUCAAUACGAUAUUUAUUCUAGGGAAUGUGACGAGCAUGUGUUGAACGACGAUUUUUUUUUUCCACUCCCACCGCUUUAUGAUGAAAGUUGCGAAACCGAAAGUUAAUGGAUCAAAUGAGAACGGCUAUAUUACCGCAUUCUAAACUCUUCUGUCCCGUCAUUUAAACGUUUGGGCUGUAAUGGACGAUCACAACAGUCCUGCUUCUGUUUGGAGGGUGAACGUGGAGGUGUUGAAGCGCUUGCUCGCGUGCGCUGCUGCAUGCACCUGUGUAGGUGUGAUCUAUAUGCAGUGGACAUACAUUUGGAUGCUCAGGUCCGAAAUGGCAGCGAUAACGCAGCGCUUCAGGCCUCUGGAGACAGCGAGAGACGAAGGUGGGAUAUGCUGCGAUUCCGCCGUGUGCUACGGGGCUACAUCUUGUUAUAAGGUAAACUGUUAUCACAGAUUCCCUGAGAGACGAACACACGCAGAGGUACGAGACAAGAGAGAUGUGACAAAACAGAGGAAGAGAAGAGAAAAGCAGCACACAUUUCUUCACCUUGUUCCUGUGUCCUCGCAGUCGUACAAUGAUGGUGACAUCACUGUUCUGUCGUGGGCCGCAGAGCAGAGCAGAGGACAGGGGCUGCAGGUAUCAGCUGAUAUUGUUACAGUGGAGACCGAGGGCACAUACUUCAUCUACAGUCAGGUGCUGUAUAAAGACACCACCUGGAUCAUGGGUCAUGUGAUCACGAAGAGGUUCAAGGGGGCGGAGACUAAGCUGAUGAAGUGUCUGAAAAGCAUGCCCAGUAACAUCAGCCAGCCACUCAACACCUGCUACACUGCUGGGAUUUACUUCCUGGAGUCUGGAUCCACCCUUCAGCUCUCUGUUCCCCGCAAAUCAGCCGAGCUCAUCCUGACAGCUCACGCCACCUUCAUGGGCCUCUUCAACAUAUGACACGGACACACGUGUGAUUUACACGCUUAACAGAAGCCUUGUUUACCCUCUUGUAUGCUAGUUCAGACACUCAUGCUUUCAUGUGGUGAAUGGAGGACACCCAGUGGAGGAUUGAAACACUGGCAUGUUGGAAAAGGUACCCAAAAAAAAAUGCAAAUGGCACUACGAUGUUUGGACAUGGUAUCAUGGUAAUACCAUGUGUUUUUGGACAUAUACUGUGGGAAAUGUAAAUAUCAUGUAAUAUGGAUAUGGUAUUCAGUAACAUAGUAUACAGUGAUCAGCCACAACAUUAAAACCACUAACAGAUGAAGUGAAUAACAUUGAUUUUAUUGUUACAACGGCACCUGUUAUUAGGCAGUUCUUGAAAUUCAUGUGUUGGAAAGUGGAAAAUUGUGCAAGUGAAAACAUCUGAGUGACUCUGAAAAGGGCAAAAUAGUGUGGCUCCUCCAAAACGGCAAGUCGCGUGGAAUGUUCCCAGUAUGCAGCGGUAAAUAGCAACCAAAAGUGGCAAUGGGUUAAGGCAAAAACUAAUUCAGGAAUGGUUUGAGGAGCAUGACAAAGAGUUCAAGGUGUUGCCUUAGCCUCAAAUCCCCCAAAUCUUAAUCCAAUUGAGCGUACAGUAUAUAGGAUGUGCUGGACCAACAAAUCCAUGAAGUCUUCACCUCCCAAAUUUUAGGACUUAAGUUAAGUCAAGUCAUAUUUAUGUAGCACUUUAUACAAUACAGAUCAUGUCAAAGCAGCUUUAACAGGAAAACAAAGUGUGUUGAUAAUUCAAGAGGACAAUAAAAAAGAGAGUCAUUUUUCCAGCUAAAGUCGGUUCAUUAAUGAUUAAGAGAUGUUCGUCAUCAUCCAGUUCAGCUCUCCUGUUUUUGAAUGAUAGAAAUGUGAUAAGAGUGUUAUGUGUGAGCCAGGUUAAAGAGAUGGGUCUUUAAUCUAGAUUUAAACUGACAGGUAGAUUGUUCCAGACUUUGGCCGCUAAAUAGGAAAAGGAUCUGUCACCCGCAGUUGAUUUUAAUAUUCUAGGUAUUAUCAAAUAAAGAGUUUGAGAUCACAGAGGAUGUGAAAGACUAUACUGCGAUAUGAGCUUGCUGAAGUACUGAGGUGCUAAACAAUUCAGGGCUUUAUAAGUAAUUAGUGAGAUUUAUGUAAUGCUUGAUAGAGAGCCAGUGCUGUGUGGACAGGACCGGGCUAAUAUGGUCAUACUUCCUGCUUCUAGGAAGAACUCUUGCUGCUGCAUUUUGGACUAACUUGAGGUCAUAAAUGCAUGGAUUAACAUUUCUGCAUUUGACAUUGAGAGUAUAGGUUGUAAUUAAGAUAUAUUUUGAAGAUGGAUCUGCUGCUUAUGUCUUGGUGCCAGAAACCACAGGAUACAUUCAGAGCUCUCAUGGAGACCUUGCCUCAUUUUGGCAGCACAAGGGGAUCCUUCAAGAUAUUAGAAAGGUCAGGUGGCUGUAAUGUUGUGUCUGAUCAGUUUGUCACAAUGCCAAGGUAUUACUGUCUGAUGCAAUCACUGUACCGUGGUGACACCAAAGUACUUCUUUGAUUUAUGGUUUUGGAAUCACUGCAUUAACACAUUGUGAUCAGUAUUUGUUAACCAAAAAAAAAUUAAAAAAUUUUUUUUUCAAGACCUGUAUAAUGUUUUUAAACUGUAUGGUAUCAUGGAAAAGCCAUCUCAUUUUGAUUUUAAAUAAAUUCGGAGUUGUUUUAAUGUAAUAUUUCCCCUGAGUAAAAAUAUUGAACAGAAAUAACUAUUAAUUCUCAGUACGAAUAAAUCGCUCUGAAUCAUAAUCUAUUGCCAUCCUGCUUCCCAUCAUCUGUACUCCUUCUAAUGUCAAAAUGUGCUUUCUUAUUAUUUAUUACACUUUUCUCUGGAAAAACUACCAAUAACAAAAGUAAUUUGCAAGUGCAGCAAUGCAGCUAUGUUUCCUCAUAUUGAUUA